Messenger RNA from Dunckerocampus dactyliophorus (ringed pipefish), 4267 nucleotides. RefSeq names its product mannosyl-oligosaccharide 1,2-alpha-mannosidase IA-like. The transcript is spliced from 6 exons. Lineage: Eukaryota; Metazoa; Chordata; Actinopteri; Syngnathiformes; Syngnathidae. The coding region runs from base 1 to 894 and encodes 297 amino acids. The record is from RefSeq and is a predicted model, not a curated record. Gene Ontology annotation, biological process: N-glycan processing; carbohydrate metabolic process. Gene Ontology annotation, molecular function: mannosyl-oligosaccharide 1,2-alpha-mannosidase activity; calcium ion binding. Gene Ontology annotation, cellular component: endoplasmic reticulum; Golgi membrane; extracellular exosome.
AUGGCUUACACCGAAUGUUCUAAAGCUACCGACUCCCAAACAAAAGAUGCCAAAGUUCUGCGCGUGACUCUGAGUAGCAAAGUACCUAACACCCUGUCAGAUAUGUCUGAGCCGCAAGCAUAUUCCCUGCUGGUGUCCCAGGAUGAAAAGGUUAACUCAGCUGUUGAUGCCCUCCAUCUGGAUUUCAGUGACAGCCCCAUAUCACCACAGCUGAAGGAGCACAUAGAGGCUAGAGUCAUGAAAGAGGCCAUCGAGACCAACCUGAUAAGGAAGUCGAGCGGCGGCCUGACGUACAUCGCCGAAUGGAAGGGGGGGCGCUCGGUGCCGACGGGGCGCCCGGCGACAAGACGGGCCACCAGAUGGAGCAAGCCGCCGAGAUCGCACGCACCUGUCACGAGUCUUUCCAGAACCAGUAACUCAUCAGGUUCUCGUUCGAGACGAUCUUCCGGUCCUGACGGCUUUGCUUUUUAUUUAGCUUUAAAGUUGGGCCCGGAGGCGUUCCGCUUCGACGGAGGAGUGGAGGCCAUCGCCACUCGGCAGAACGAGAAAUACUUCAUCCUGCGCCCUGAGGUGAUCGAGACCUACAUGUACAUGUGGAGGUUCACCCACGACCCCAAGUACCGGGACUGGGGCUGGGAGGCCGUCCAGGCCUUGGAGCGGCACUGUAAGAUGGAGGGGGGCUACAGCGGCAUCAGGGACGUCUACGCGGCCAAGCCCAACCACGACGACGUGCAGCAGAGCUUCUUCCUGGCGGAGACGCUCAAGUAUCUCUACCUGCUCUUCUCUGAUGACGACCACAUUCCCUUCGACCACUGGGUCUUCAACACGGAGGCCCACCCUCUGCCCGUCAUCAGGAGCGAGCGGCAGACGGAGCAGAACAACGAGGUGGAGUAGCCGACCAUGCGCACCGAGAACCUCGGAUCUCAUAGACCCGAGCCCGACGCUUCGGAUUUCUCUGGACCGGAAGUUUGUUUGCUUUGGAAUUCAUGGGAUCCAAGUGGACUUUCACUUUCCACUUGUCUUCUGUGGGAUAUUUUCACCACUCUAAGGUGGUCCAAUGUUCUCUUCAGAACCGGCGCCAGACGUGACGCUAGUGUGCUAACCGGUGGCGCCAAGGAGGACGAUCCCGGACGCCAUCUUUGUUUACAUUCGUCUUCUCCCCCCUCUGCUGUCCCGCCUCAGCAUCCGCAGGAAACCACGUUUGCUCUUUUGACCUUCAGGACGGAUACAGGAUGUUUUCCAAAAAAAAAAAGGACAUCUCCUGAGGGGGGUGUGGCUUGGGAACUGUAGCCACGCCCUCUCAUGACCUGCCAGUAACGUCGCAUCCUGUGAUCGUGUUUACAAGAAAACGUGCCCGAAAUCUAUCCCUCGUUAAAUACUCACCACGCAACUUUCGAAAUUCUUCUCAAAAAAACAAGGCGGCGCGAAACCACACAAUCCAGGGCAGCGACGCCCAGGCUGCUUCCUCCGAGACCGCGUGCAGGAAACAUCAAUCAUGCAGGAACCGCUUUUCUAUUCACCUCUCUUUUUUAUUCCAAAAUAAUCCAAAAUAUGAUCAGAAAUGAGAAUUUUUCUAGCUGACAAAGCCAAUAUUCUUUCCUAUUAGUCUGACGUUUCUUUUAAUAUUCCACAUUUCAACUUAUUUCCCAGCUUUUUGUUUUCUUUGCAGGCCUUUAAAACAAUAACAAACAAAAAAAAAGUAUUUCCAGAAAAAGCAGCGGUACAAUAAAAGACACAAGCUGCGGGCCCGGUUUGCAAAAAGUGGGACAAAAUGACUAUCUCCGAAAAUGAAGACAAAUUGACCAGUCAGUGUUGAUGAAACUGCAGUACCAGUCCUUGCCACUAUGUGGUGCAGCGACACGGGGGCCGUCUGAAGUGUGGAUCGAUUGAAAUAAUGUUGGAAAAUGGAGCAAAAAUGGAAAGUUUUUGCGUAUGCGGCCACACCCCCAAAAUGCACUCUAAAAAAACCCGAGAUGUCAGGUGGGAUACCUGGUGGUCGUCUACCAAGCAUAGUUUAUGUAAGGGCAGAAUUUCUUCCUUGGCGCUCAUGCGUGUCAAAAAAAAAAAAAGUUUUUUUUAUUGGGGGCGGGGAGGGUAAACUUUGUGCUAGUUUGUUUAUUGUUUUUGUUUUUUUUGCAAUCUUUGUUUUGGAUGUUGGUCGUCUUCUUGGGUGGUUUUUCUGCCAUGUGAGGAAGGCUGCCCCCCUCCUCUAUGAGGAGACGCACACGUGCUCACACACUGGAAGCCAUAACAGUCCUUGUAGUUCCGCUUCUCAAUGCAUCAUUCUCCAGAUGUUUUUUUUUAUGGGCGUGUCCAAGGCGACACCUCAGAAGCUAGUUUGAACUUGUGCCUUCGCUUCUGAAGUUGCUCCCACAAACAAAGGCUUGGUGAUCAUUAGUGGUAGAUAUUAGUACUGUAGCUUUAAGAGAGAGAGAGCGAGAGAGACAUGAGGAUGCUACCAAAACAACAACAAAUCAUCUUCAGGUGAUAGUUGGUUUAGUAGUGCCCCCUCCUGGCGAACAUGAAACGUGCAGCUGCUUUGACGGGACCAGUGGAGGGUAAACGUUGUGCAACACUGACACCAAGUGGUGAGAGGUGUACAUUACAGCGGUCCACUGCUCGACACAAGAUGGCUUUUUACAACAGAAAACAUCUCAGUCAUGCACGGGCGCUCUUGUUUGAUUUCUGGUCCUUAAUUGAUUAGAUCACAUGAUCAGUCCGGACCAUUUCAUACCUUUGACGUUAUUCACUCCGUGGACAUUUCAUUAGGUACAUCAACUGUGUGUGUGUCUGUGUGGUGGGGGGAGGGAUUUCGCAUUCAUGUGAAUUGUCGACAUUUUUCUUUAUACAAACGCGACUUGCUUGUGAUCAUGUUUUCAGUACAAUAUUUGUCCCAUCAGGAAGCAGCAGCUAUAAUGAUGGCUAGCAAUCGUGUCAAAAUAACAUUAUACGAUAAAUACACACAUUUCUGUAUCCACUAUAAAGAUGAGAUGGUGUACCUAAGGAAUGGGGAUCACUUCUCUCGUGUACGGCAUCCGUUCGGUCAAAAUUGUGGUUGACAAGCCGUCCCAUCAGAUUGUAAUCAGUGACAAUUAAUUUGUGUUGACUUUGCGUUUGUAUCCAUGCAAUGAUGGAUUUGAAUGUCUUUAAUUGUGUUAACUUAUUCGGGACCUGCCGAUAGUGUUGUAGCGUUACAAGCUGACCACCAGGGGGUGCUGUUGUUGCAGUCUAAUUAGUAGGAGUGAAUAAUCGUUGUGACGAAUUAGCGACUACUGUCGUAGUUGAUUGGUUCAUGUCAGCGAACAGCAGGAAGUACACGUAAAGUUUUGGAGAGAAAUUUGUGAAUGUACCGGCUAAUGUGAAGAAGUAGUAUUGUUUUCGUCUCAGAGCACAAAUGAGACGGCGACUUCUUUGUCUUCCUCUUUUUUCCCGGUCUGUUCUUCAUCUUACUUUUUCCUGUUUUUUUUCCAUCGUUGUCUUCUUUUUCCUCACAUUUGUCUUCCUCAAAUGAGACGUUUUCGCUGGCAUUUUUCCGUGACAUUUCUUAAUUUCAGUUCCAAUUUGGGGCGUUUUAAUCUGGAAACCCGUGGAUAGAUGAAAUAUUUAUUUAUUGUGAUGUUUACCCGCCCGACAAAAUUUCACUGCUUCGGUGAGGACAACUUUGCUUUAUUUCAAUCUGCGUGGGUAAAACUAUUUGGCAGUUGCAGUGUAUCUUGGUAAUACAUUUGCUGGAGGAUAAUUGAAGAUAUUUGUAGGCUGGAAGCUCCGUGAGAUAAUUUAAUUACAUUACAUUACUCUAUAAUUGUGGUUAAAAAAGGGUUUAAAAGAAAAAAAUUGCAUCUGACAUUCAUUUUUGUAUCCUAAGAUUUUGUUUUUCUAGCUAAUUUCAGCUGAUGUAGGCAGAAACGUAGCUCUUGUUUUAAUAAUAAUUUUGUUUAAUUUAAUUAUAGUUUUCCUGUUUAAUAAAUCAAGAUUUAUGUGACCGCAAUCAUUCCAUUGCACACAGUUUACUCUCUUUUUUUUGGUCUUCAUAUAAAAUAUUACUUUGUGGUAAUUUUUUUUGUUGUUGUUCAUAAAAUGAUGGUGAUUAUUAGAAAUAUUAUGGAGAAUUAUUGCAACUAUUCCAUAGUGGCAGAGAGACCACUGGACGUUUAUAUAAAGAUAUUCUGCGCUUUGUGGAUUCAAAUUAGAUGAAUGAGCUGCAGACUUUUUAAUAUACUAUAUUUGUUACACUUCUAUUGUGAAUAAAAAGAUCUUUUAUUAUGUG